UUCUUGCUUAUUGCUCGAGCGAUCUCUUAGCAAAAUGUAUCGGGAACUAUCACUUCUUCUAAGUCUCUCGACUCUGGCGCUGGGAUCGUUUUUGGACGGUGACUUCGAACUUGCGGACGGUGUGAAGUUAGUUAGUAUACCAGUGUCAAAUAGUUUGGAGGAUGAGGGGCGGUCGUUUGGCAAGGACUCUGCGCUGUUCCGUAUGGCGAGGUUUCUCCAAGGUCACGAACUUCACGUCAAACUGCCAAACUUGAUUGAGAAGGAUAAGAUCAAUCAGGUUUUCACUGAGUCUUUGAAGGCUGUCGACGAGACUUACAAGGAUAAUGCGGAAACCGGCCGAGGCAAGGGUGGUGGCGGCUCCUUGGCUCUCCUGGGGCUGAUGUUUGCGAAGACCAUCGGCGCGGCCGGUAUCGGUGGACUUGGUCUUCUUACCAUGAAGGCCCUCGCUUUAUCAGCCUUAGCUCUAAUGCUGUCAGCAAUCGUCGGAGUCAAGAAACUAGCGUCACAUGACGACCACGAUGAUCAUCAAGUCAUCUACGCUGGUCGCCACGGCCACCACAGAAGGAGAAGAGACUUGGACACUCCUCUACCGUACAAGGGAUGGAAGGAAUAUCAGAAAAACAUGUAAAAUUAUUAGCCAGUUUAAGUAGACCAAUCGCGUUGAAUACUGAUUUGAAUAGGCAGUGCCUGACAUGGUUGGUUUUUUGCCUAUAUGCAACAUUCUCGAUACAUUUUUAAUUUCCUUUUCUUCUUUAUCUUACUGUUUAUUUCGAUUUAAAAAUGCUGAGGAUAAAUACAAGAGUCGAUCUUGGUUUUUACCUACCUACAUUUUCAACUUCUAUAAUCCUACAUCUAGCCU
Messenger RNA from Pectinophora gossypiella (pink bollworm), 859 nucleotides. RefSeq lists its product as uncharacterized. The coding region runs from base 35 to 628 and encodes 197 amino acids. The transcript is spliced from 3 exons. NCBI's taxonomy places the organism in Eukaryota, Metazoa, Arthropoda, Insecta, Lepidoptera, Gelechiidae. The record is from RefSeq and is a predicted model, not a curated record.